GUGAAGCUUGUCGGCGACAUCCACGGCCAGUACGCGGACCUGCUCCGCGUCUUCGACGAAUUUGGUUUUGGCGCAGGCCCCGGCGACGUCCGCUACCUCUUCCUCGGCGACUACGUUGACCGUGGCGCGCACGGGCUCGAGUGCGCGCUGCUCCUCCUCUGCUCCACACUGUUUUGGUCGGGACGUCCCAAACCGGCGGUCGAUUUCCACACAGGCGGGAACCAUGAGUGCGCGGCGAUCAACCGCAUCUACGGCUUCUGCGACGAGUGCAAGCGCGCCUACGGCCUGAAGGUCUGGAAGCAGUUCAACGACGUCUUCAACUGCAUGCCCGUCGCCGCCCCGGGGGGCCGGCGGGCGACGGCCGCCCGCCGGGGCGCGGCCCGCCCGCGGGACGACGCGGGCCCCCGGCGCAGGCACGCGCGCGGCUGGGCCGAGUCCGAGCGCGGCGUGUCCUACACGUUCGGCGAGGACGUCGUCGCCAAGUUCCUCGAGGCCCACGACCUCGACCUGCUCGUCCGCGCGCACCAGGUCGUCGAGGACGGCUACGAGUUCUUCGCGAACCGCAUGCUCGUCACGCUCUUCUCCGCGCCGAACUACUGCGGCGAGUUCGACAACGCGGGCGCCGUCAUGGCCGUCGACGACACGCUCAUGUGCUCCUUCCACAUCCUCCAGCCCGCCGCAAAGCCGCAGCCACCGCGCCCCCUCGCGUCGCGCGCGCCGACGCCUCGGUGAGCCCGGGCCGGCCCGCCUCGAAGCCCCCGCGUCCGAGCAGCCCUAGUAACAAUGCUCUCGCGGUGAU
This is a messenger RNA of Aureococcus anophagefferens, 799 nucleotides long. RefSeq lists its product as hypothetical. Gene Ontology annotation, molecular function: protein serine/threonine phosphatase activity. Bases 325 to 732 code for a protein of 135 amino acids. The transcript is spliced from 4 exons. NCBI's taxonomy places the organism in Eukaryota, Pelagophyceae, Pelagomonadales, Pelagomonadaceae. Gene Ontology annotation, cellular component: nucleus; cytoplasm. The record is from RefSeq and is a predicted model, not a curated record.